AUCCAUGCUGAUGGAAUUAAGAUAUUUGAUAGCGGAGAACAGAAUAAGCUGCAAAUGCAACAGCAUAGUUCACACCACAAUAGCAUUCCUCGAAUUGGUUCCUCAUGAGAGGGAAAGAACAACGUGGAGCGGAAGACUCGUUCUUCGCUCCAAAUGCUUCUGCCGCUCACCACAAUUUGGGCUCACCAAACCACCGCAGGCCCACACGUAGAAACCGAGGCCCACACCAAUCGAACUUGAAAUACCGUGUCGUGAACAAGCCUGAAGCGGUUUCUUCCUUCAACUCUCACUCCGUUGAGGAUGUCAAUGUGGGCGUAACUGUCGCAUCCCUAAAUCACCAUGGCGAGGACGCGGACGGUGCCUCCGAGCUCAACACCGUUGACGGCACUGAUCGCGUGACUUAUUCCAGCAAGGUCGGGGAAGGAUGCGGCGAUGAUGAUGAUGAUGAUGAUGAUGGUGAUGGUGAUGGUGAUGGUGAGGGCGAUAUUCAGACCAGACUUGAUAAGCUGCUCUGUAAAAUUGAGGAACCUGAUUUGUCCGAGGAGCAGAUCAGAAUCAAUGAUCAAUUGCAACAAGAUGAGAUACUUGUGGUGGAGUCAAUUUAUGGAGAAAAUGUUUUCGGCCUUGAGAGAUGGAAAGGCUUGCGUUGCUUUCAGAUACAUAUACACAUUGAUGUUUUGGGUGAAAUAGCCAUCACAGCUAAGUUGAACUCUCUUAAUCAACUUGAGACUGUAAGCCGCAGUUCAGAUGAAUUCUUAUACACUUUCAAAGUCCACUAUCUUCCACCGGUUGUUUUGACUUGUUUACUACCUAAGUCGUACCCUAGCCACCAACCACCUAUUUUUACACUCUCUGUUAAGUGGUUGGAACCUGUGAAGAUUCUGAGACUGUGUUCCAAGUUGGAUUCAAUAUGGGCUGAACAACAAGGGCAGGAAGUAAUUUACCCUUGGGUAGAAUGGUUGCAUGGUUCUUCUCUUUCUCAUCUGGGAUUUGAUGAAGAAAUCACACUUGGGCCUUAUGGCAUGAAUGUUGUCCAGGAUGAGCGUGUUGUUUCAGGAGCUGAGUGCAUUGACAUUGAUAUUCCUUUUCUACGAAAUUACAAUGAUAAGAGACACAAUGAGAACUUCCUCAAAGAAUUACAUCAAUGUAACAUUUGCUUUGGUGAAUAUGCAGGUUCCGAGUUUAUCCGGAUACCAUGUAUGCAUUUUUUUUGCCUCAAAUGCUUGCAGACCUUUGCCCAGAUACAUGUAAAGGAAGGAACUGUUAGUAAUCUUCAAUGUCCUGAAGCAAAAUGUACAGUCAUGAUUCCACCUGGCCUUUUAAAACACUUGCUAGAUGACAGAGAUUAUGAGCGCUGGGAAUCCAUGAUGUUGGAAAAAACACUUGCAUCAAUGUCUGAUGUUGUUUAUUGUCCAAGAUGUGAAACCCCCUGUAUAGAGGAUGAAGACCAGCAUGCUCAAUGCCCAAAAUGUUAUUUUAGUUUUUGUACCCUUUGCAGGGAACGACGCCAUGUUGGCAUAGCAUGCAUGAGUCUUGAUAUGAAGCUUCAGAUUUUGCAGGUAUGUUAUAUUUGGAUCCAAGAUGGGAUGAAUGGUUUAGUUGUCAAUUGUUGUCAGACUCACAGCUAUGAAAUGUCUUUUUGGUGAAUACAUAGCAGUAUAUACUCUUAUAACUAGCAUCUAUUUAUAUAUUAAAGGCAUAUUAUUGCAUUAAAAUGUAGUUGAAUGAUGAUGAGAUUUUUUGAACUUGAUCUACUCGUGAGAACUAUUAUACUAAUGUUAGAUUGACGAAAGUCAAUGUCAAUAAAAAAAUAUUGAGUGGAGUAAGUAUAAUGAUAUUUACUCUUACACCUGUAGUAAAUAGUCCACGGCUCCACCCAUUCCUAGAUGCUUUUGAAUUUUUAAUUUCUUAAUUACCAGCUUAGUCUUUAUCCUUUUUCCCAUCUCCAUGAGCCCAAGAGAGCAGGGAGAGAUAAAGAAAACUAAUAAGGGACAUUGAUUGAAAAUGAGGGUGAUACAAAACUAUGUGUGAUACGAGUUAUAUUUAUAGAGCUUAUUGUCAAAUGUGAGGGAUAAAAUCAAAUGAAAUACGAUCAAAUACAAUGGAGAUGCUGUAAUCAAAUUGGCAAAUUACAAAUCCCAAGUGUGGGAGUAGUCAACAAUACUAUCGUAGGCAAAAUAAUUUAUAGAGCUUUGUUAAUUGUAUGCAAUAGUGUAUUGCACUCCAUCGUGUUGUUGUGUCCCCCUCUGUUCCUGUAACCUUUGUCACCUUGCUAAAGGCAAUCAUGUCUGGAGAGAUGUUCUUCUCUGCCAAAAUUCAAAAUUUUGACCCUUUGCAUCGGAUACAGGAACUAUUACUCUCAGGUGUUGCAGUUUUUUUUUCCCACAAAUCUUUUUUCCCUUAAAAUCAAUGUUAUCUUUAUGGUUUUUCAGGGGUAAAACUCAUAAACUUGCCCACCUGCCCACCCUUAAUAAUCUGAUGACCUCUUCUCUCUACCUCUCAUGACUUCUAUCUGCUCUACUCUGUUAUUGAUUCUGCUUUGCUCACAUACAUUUUUUUUUUCUGAUCGGGUGCUCAUAUACAUCUAACUACCCUAGCUCCAUUAUUUGGUUCCAUCACUGACUUAUAGUCUGUU
Molecule: messenger RNA, 2635 nt
Organism: Vigna umbellata (rice bean)
Lineage: Eukaryota; Viridiplantae; Streptophyta; Magnoliopsida; Fabales; Fabaceae
Source: RefSeq, a predicted model, not a curated record